Trichoderma breve is the source of this 7542-nucleotide messenger RNA. RefSeq names its product male sterility protein domain-containing protein. Gene Ontology annotation, biological process: fatty acid biosynthetic process. Gene Ontology annotation, molecular function: 3-oxoacyl-[acyl-carrier-protein] synthase activity. The transcript has 6 exons. The record is from RefSeq and is a predicted model, not a curated record. Lineage: Eukaryota; Fungi; Ascomycota; Sordariomycetes; Hypocreales; Hypocreaceae. Bases 1 to 7542 code for a protein of 2513 amino acids.
AUGGCAGCAUCCCAAAUCUUUGUCUUCGGGCCGCAGGCUCUCAGCUUUAACGCAGCAUCAUUCGAGAGUUUACACAGUAAACUUCACUCGGAUCCCUUGCACAGCUGGGCGUUAGAUGCGUUGUUAACACUUCCCGAAACCUUGGCUUCAGUUUCCAAAGAAGCCCCCAAGCUGCAACAAACCAAUGGGUUAAAAGCCCUGGAGGCACUUCGCAAAGCGUUGCAAACUGGACAUGUUCAGCCGGAUCUUAUCCCGCUACCGAAUAUUUUGCUCUCUCCACUGGUAGUCGUUUCGCAAUUGGUGGACUAUGUGGCAUUUCUCAAAGCCUCUGAGCCUAACUUAGCCGAGACUUCAAAACUUCCAAUCCCCUCCAAUACGGACGCGGAGACGCUGGGACUUUGCACUGGUCUUUUGAGUGCCUUUGCAGUGGCAUCAGCCGGAAGUGUGGCAGACUUGCAGCAAUAUGGUGCUGCAAGUGUAAGGUUAGCUAUGCUUUCCGGUGCGCUUGUUGAUGCAGAGAACGCAUUGCGGGAACCUGGGAAACAAUCUACAUCUUUUUCAGUCUCUUGGGCUGCGGCAAGCUCUGCUGAUGUGGACGUUGUCCUACAAAAGUAUGCCGAGGCAUACAUAUCCGUGCAGAUGGAUGAGAAGAGGGCGACAAUUACUUGCGCCCAAGACGUCGCAUCUGAAAUUCAGCAAGAAUUGAAGGGUAGUGGUAUUCAUGUUACUGCUGUUUCUCUGAAUGGACGUUUCCAUUGGCCCUCCCAUCAAGCCGAUACAGAUAAACUCAUUCAAAUUGUGAAUAGCAAUUCAGCUCUUCAACUUGCUGAUGCCUCUGCUACAGUCUUGCCAACACGAGCCAACAGUGGAGGGCAUUAUAUCCAAUCAGGCAAGCUCCAUGAUAUUGCACUUCGGUCCAUAUUGACGGAUCAGUCGCAAUGGUAUCAGACGCUAGACAUUGUCUAUACUAGCCAGCUACAGUCUUCAGACUCUCAAGUGCUGUGUUUUGGUUCUGAGAGGUGUCUUCCUCCAACAAUCGCUCGCAAGCUUGAUGCGCGUCUCGUCCAUGUGGCGGAUACCAACCUAUCUGGCGAUUCAGAUGACCGCAUUGCAGUAAUUGGCAUGUCCUGCCAAGUGCCAAAUGCCGAGGAUCUCGAAUCAUUCUGGGACAUUCUUCUUAGCGGCGAGUCACAGCAUACUGAGGUUCCCCCGGAGCGUUUCAGCAUGAACUCUGUCUUCCGUGACGUCGACCCCAAGCGAAAGUGGUAUGGUAACUGGAUUCGUGAUCACGAUGCCUUCGAUCACAAAUUCUUUAAGAAAAGCCCCCGAGAGAUGGGCUCAACAGAUCCUCAGCACCGUGUUGCACUGCAGCUCGCAUAUCAGGUCUUACACCAAUCGGGAUACUUCGGUGAACCUGACUUUGAUAAGCAUAUUGGUGUUUACAUUGGUCAUGCGAAUACCGAUUAUGAACACAAUAUCCGAAGCUACCCAGCAAAUGCUUAUUCUGCUACCGGUCCUAGCUUGACUCUUGAUACUGCGUGCUCCUCAUCCACUGUCGCCAUCCAUCUCGCCUGUCGUGCCAUUUUGAGCGGCGAAAUUACCAGCGCGCUCGCCGGUGGUGUUAAUCUUAUGACCAGUCCUGAGUGGUAUCUCAAUCUGGCAGGCGCCUCUUUUCUAAGUCCAACGGGCCAGUGCAAGUCCUUUGACUCUCGAGGUGAUGGAUACUGUCGUGGCGAAGGUGCUGGUUUGGUCUUCCUGAAGAAGCUGUCAGCCGCUAUAGCAGAUGGUGAUCAAAUUUUUGGCGUCAUCGCGGGCACAGGCGUGGUUAAGCGGGCUAGAAUGAAGCCACAUGAUAUCACUGUCGUAGAGGCCCAUGGCACAGGCACUUCAGUUGGUGAUCCAGCUGAAUAUGACGGCAUUCGCCGAGUCCUGGGAGGGCCAACACGCCCUGAUAGAUUGGCCCUUACGGCUGUCAAAGGAUCGAUUGGUCACUUGGAGGUUGCUUCUGGUAUAGCAUCGCUGGUCAAGGUCCUGUUGAUGAUUCACAAGGCGGCCAUCCCACCACAGGCGAGUUUUCAAUCAAUCAACCCUGGACUCAAUGCCAAGCCGGAGGAUAACAUUGAUAUCACGACAACCGUUAAGCCGUGGAAAGCCUCCUUCCGUGCUGCACUAAUCAACAACUAUGGUGCGUCGGGAUCGAACGCCUCCAUGGUUGUGACAGAGGCGCCUAAGCCAGCCAAGGCAGCGUCAGCGCAGCUGGCCGGCAAAAGCUUUCCAUUUUGGCUCACUGGAUUCGACGAUAACAGUAUAAAGAGCUACGCAGCGAAGCUAAAGAAGCUACUGAAGAAACAAGCAGCGUCAAACGAGGCCCCGACUUUGGCAAACCUAUCUUUCCAGCUUGCCAAGCAGUCCAACCGCAAGCUACCACAAGCACUGGUUUUCAGUACUACCUCAAUUGAGGAUUUGGAGCAAAAGCUCUCCGGUAUCGAGGCUGGCACUGGAAGUCCUUCGGUAAAGAAGCCAGCAGCGAGACCUGUAAUCAUGUGCUUUGGCGGACAAAUCUCGACAUUUGUUGGUCUCGACAAAGAUGUGUACGACAAUAUUGCCGUCUUGCGCAAGCAUCUUGAUGAAUGCAAUGCAAUUGCCCUUUCCCUUGGACUCGACAGCAUCUACCCCGAUAUCUUCCAGAGAACACCAAUUCAAGACGUUGUGAAGCUGCAGACUAUUCUCUUUGCGAUGCACUUUGGCGAAAUCACUGGCUUGUGUGUUUCUGGCAUCUUGUCCCUCAAAGACACAAUCAAUUUAGUAUCGAAGAGAGCAAAGAUUAUCCAAGAGUCGUGGACAACAGAGAAGGGCUCCAUGAUGGCUGUUGAAGGAGAUCUUACCACAGUUGAGAGUCUUCUCAAUGCGGCUCGUGCAGGCUCCAAACAGGACAUUUCAAUUGCUUGCUAUAACGGACCUAAAAGCUUUACAGUUGCCGGGUCUACCGCAGUGGUUCAAGCCGCUGCCCAGUUGGCCAAGGAGGACGCCACAUAUGCAGGGUUGAGAGUAAAGGUGCUCAAUGUAACCAACGCCUUCCACUCCAGCCUUGUUGACCCCCUCACGAAAGAGUUGGUCCGCUUGGGUCAGGCUUUGACGUUCCGUGACGCCAAAAUCCGCCUUGAACGCGCUACAGAGACGGCCGAAGGUGGUCGUUCCACUGCAGAUUUUGUUUCCCACCACCUACGGAGCCCAGUCUAUUUCCAUCACGCCGCCACCAGAUUGUCUGAGGAGUUUAAAGACGCGAUAUGGUUGGAGGCAGGCUCCAAUUCCACGAUCGCAGUCAUGGCGAACAAGGCUGUUGGGGGUUCUGGUUCAUCACAUUUCCAGUCCAUUAACAUUACGACUGACGCUUCAUACUCACUUCUCACAGAUGCUACAACCAAGUUGUGGCAACAAGGCUUGGAUGUGACAUUCUGGGGUCAUCACAAAUCACAAAUUUCUGACUAUUCACCUCUUUUACUUCCUCCGUAUCAGUUCGAAAAAUCGCGACACUGGCUCGAUAUUAAGCAAGUUCCAGUGGUGACCGAGAAGGCAGCACCUGUUGUGCCAGUUCAGCCCGCCAGUGGCCUCAUCAACUUCUUCAGCUUCCUAGAUGAUACCAAGAGAUCAGUGCGUUUCUUGAUAAACACGGCUGUACCAGAGUUCAAGCAAAUGGUUGAAGCGCAUAUCAUGGCCAGCACUGUGGCAGUGAUGCCUGGCAUGUAUCCGGUCGAGAUUGCCAUCGAUGCCAUCUCUACUCUGCGGCCAGAGUUCCGGGACUACACUUAUCAGCCCGAGUUACAAGGGUUGGUUUACUACAGCCCGCUUGUCCCACAUCAUUGCAGUAAUGUCUGGCUCGACGUACAGGCGAUGGACGAGACUGGAUUGCUGUGGGAGUGGAAAUUCAUUGGCCAGGACGCAAAGGGAGUUUCUACACGGCAUAUGAAUGGUUCAAUCGUCUUCUCUCUGCCUCAAAGCGCCGUCGUCCAGAGCGACUUUGCUCGGCUAUCUCGACUGGGGUCAUAUAAGCGCUGCCACCGCCUUCUGGACGGCAAUGAAGCGCACGAUGUCGUCGUUGGACGAAACAUUUAUCGCGCUUUUGAAGCAGUGAUCGACUACAAGGAUCUAUAUCGACAUGUCACCAAACUGGUUGGCAAAAACGGCGAUUCAGCUGGCCGUGUAGUCCGGACCAACGAUAAAGAAGGAUGGCUCGACUCGGUACUGACUGAUUGCUUUUGCCAGGUCGCCGGAAUCUCCGUCAAUCUCUUCUCAGACCCUGGUGACUUUGUUGAGAGAGGCAUAUUCAUCGGCGAUAGAGUUGAUCGGUGGAUUCGAGCACCAGGGCUGCGAACCGAUCCUGCUAAGCCAAAGGAGUGGGAGGUCUUUGCCGUAAGUAGCCAGGAGUCCGAUAGCGCCUUCAUCAGUGAUGUUUUCGCUUUCGAUGCCAGAAAUGGGUCUCUGUUUGAAGCCAUUCUUGGCAUUCGAUACAGCAAGGUGCCUAUUGCUGGCAUUCGCAAGGCCCUUAACCGGGCGAUACCGCAAAUGCCUUCCUUUGCCGUGCAACAACCACCCAUUGUCCCAACAGCCUCCACCAACGGAGUUAACGGCUUCAGCAGCUUCACAAAUGGUGUUAGCACCAAUGGUGUGAACGGUGUGAACGGCGUCCAUGCUAAUGGCACCCAAACACCACCUAAUGGAGCUGCAAAGGCAUCAGGGUCGCACAUCAUCCCCAAAACAAAGGAAAUCGUGAGCAACCUGUCCGGAGUUGAGGUGGAAGAGAUUGAGGACAAAUCCGACCUUGUGGAGAUGGGUAUUGACUCUCUCAUGGCCAUGGAGUUGAUUCGUGAGAUUGAUGCUGCGUUCAAGGUUACACUUGAGACGGACCAGCUCAUGCAGUUGACCGAUUUCCGAAGCCUUGUGGUUUGCAUCGGCACCGCCCUGGGACUGGAUGCAUACGGAACUGGAGACGGCGUUAAUGGCACUUCUGGGGCUCACACCAAUGGAACCAGCGAUAAGUCCAAUGGGGCAGGCGUUUCCAAUGGCGUCAACGGUGUCAAUGGUGUCAAUGGUGUAGCCCAUGGGGCCACCCUCCCAGCUUCAACAGUCCACGAUGUUUUCCGGGCUACCAAGUCAGCAACUGACGAGUUUAUCGUUAAGAACAAGAUGGAUAACUACUACACUCAUGUGCGCCCCAAAUCAACCAUGCUCUGUGCCGCAUACAUCGUGGAGGCGUUCGAGAAGCUAGGCUGUUCCAUCAAGAAUGCUCAACCUGGCCAUAAGCUCGCAGCGUUCUCAUAUCUACCAAAGCAUGAGAAGUUUAUGAAGGAACUAUACAAGAUUAUUGGCCCUGAUGAAACAGGUCUGGUAGAAAUCGUGGGUGGCGAACUUGUCAGAACUGCCGUCCCCUGUCCCGAGAAGUCAGCAGAAGUUCUCUUCCAGGAGGCACUGCGAGAUGUGCCUGAUCAUGCACCAGAAUUCAAGCUUUCCGCUCUGACAGGCUGCAAGCUGGCAGAAUGUUUGUCUGGCAAGGCGGAUGGCCUCCAGAUCAUUUUCGGAUCUGCGGAGGGCAGGAAGACUGUGUCAGAUGUAUACGCCGUUGCGCCUGUCAACUUUACUUGGAUCCAGCAGGCAUCCUUCUUCCUUGAGCAACUCCUCCGUCGCCUGCCUGCUGAUGGAGGCCCAAUCAAGAUCCUCGAGAUGGGCGCCGGAACUGGCGGAACCACAGGCACUCUGGUUCCCAUGAUUGCUGCCCUUGGCGUCCCAGUUACCUACACCUUCACCGACCUCUCGUCUUCUCUUGUUGCUGCUGCCCGCAAGCGCUUCAAGCAGUACCCCUUCAUGGAGUUCAAGGUGGUCAACAUGGAAUUGGCUCCAGAUCCCAGCCUGAUUAACACACAGCACAUUGUCCUCGCCAAUGCCUGUGUGCAUGCGACGCGAUCGCUGCCCAUCUCACUUCACAACAUCCGCCAGGUUCUGCGUUCCGACGGCAUGCUGAUGCUGCUUGAAGAAACAGAGCAGCUUCCUUGGGUUGACUUUGUUUUCGGUCUCCUCGAGGGCUGGUGGCUCUUCGAAGACGGCCGCACACAUGCUCAAGUAUCUGCCGAGCACUGGGAAAAGGUGCUUCGCGGCGCAGGAUUCGGCCAUGUUGACUACACGGACGGGAAGUGCCGCGAGGCGCAGGUACAGCGCAUUAUCUUUGGAUUUGCCUCCGAUAUCAGGUACGCCGGCUCUGCCGAUCCUCCUUAUCCUAUCACUUUGGGGCAUGCAGAGCUGACGAGUAUCGUAGAUCGGCAGGCAGUCAUUGAUCACUUUAUUCAUAAAUACACCAUGAACUUCCACCCACCAAGUUCAGCACCGUCACAAUCAGCGGGUGGGUUUGCGUCUCAACGUUGUGUUCUUGUCACUGGCGCAACAGGGAGUUUGGGGUCGCACAUAGUAUCAGCAGCGGCGCGAAUGCCCGAUGUCAGUAGUGUUGUCUGCCUCAAUCGUCUAGGCACUGUGGAUGUGACGACACGGCAGCAAGAGGCCUUUAGCAUGCGCGGUAUUGAACUUGAGUCCGAUGCCAUGUCUAAGCUUAAGAUUCUAGAUGCAGACACCAGUAAGCCCAUGCUUGGGUUGUCAUCCGAUGUAUACAAAGACCUUGUACAAUCAGUUACGCACAUUGUCCACAACGCUUGGCCCAUGAGUCUCACUCGUACAACAAAGGCUUACGAACCCCAAUUUCAGGUCAUGCGCAAUCUGAUAGACCUUGCCAGGGACUGUGUAAACCUUCGACCAGAUUCCUUUCAGUUCAGCUUUCAGUUCAUCUCUUCCAUUGGGGCCGUUGGCUAUUAUCCGUUGUGGACUGGUCAGUCUCUAGCUCCAGAACUCCCAACGACGGCGGACACAGCUCUUCCAGUUGGCUAUGCUGAUGCGAAGAUUGUGUGUGAGCGAAUGCUGGAGGAAACUUUGCGUCUGUACCCGAACAAAUUCCGUGCCAUGGCUGUACGAAUUGCUCAAAUCACAGGGUCAAGAACAAAUGGAUACUGGAAUCCAGUGGAGCACUUUUCCUUCUUUGUCAAGUCGGCUCAGUUCCUUCGAAGUCUGCCUGACCUAAAAGGCACGUUGUCUUGGUCUCCAGUAAAUGAUGUUGCGGACUCGCUACUGGAUAUACUGACAUCCAACAUGGAUCCUUACCCCAUCUAUCAUAUUGAGAAUCCUGCACGCCAGCCAUGGCCGGAGAUGAUUACUCUAUUAUCAAGCGAACUUGGAGUUCCAUCUGAUAGAAUUGUGCCGUACGAGCAGUGGCUGAAGGAAGUGAAGAGCUGCGAUGCUUCAACUACAGAGAAUCCUGCAAAGCAGCUGAUGUCAUUUUGGGAAACACAUUUCCUGCGCAUGUCUACUGGGCCCUUGAUACUCGACACCAAACAUAGCCGUGAACAUUCGAAGACGAUGCGUGAAAGUGGGCCGGUGGAAAGUGAACUGGUGAAGCGAUAUAUUCAGAGGUGGAAACAGUCUGGUUUCCUUGAGCAGAUGUCAUGA